AACGAUAGGAAAGAAAAAACUGUUUCUCCUUCCAGGCAUCCACGUCAGGGAAAAGGAAAACCUCCCGGAGCUCAGCGACGGCGAGACCUUAAUUUUCCUUUCUCCGUUUCUCUUUCCCUACGCGCUCGCCGACUCUUUCUCUCGAUUAUUGCCUUGCCAAGCAGAAACCGUAAGAGCCUGCGAUUCUGCGUGUUUUUAUUGAAUGAAAUUCAGUUUCUCGGCCAGGCAUCGUGAUUACUAAGAACAUACAAUUGCCGCUUUUGAUUGAAUGAGAGGGGAGUUCAGUUCAGGGAUUUCUUCUUCCAUUCUUGUAGUUUAAAUUAAUUCCGAAUUGGAGCUACCCCUUUGCCAACUUCUGGAGAGGGAAGGGGAGUUAAGGUUUUGAUGCACUGCUUUUGUCUACUCUUCAACAGACUUGCUCAUCUGAUAUUCUCAUUCCUCUAUAUGAACAGUAAUAUCAAAUGGUAAUGGAGAGAGCUCAGGAUUCAGCUCGAAUCGCUUGGGAUGCAAGCCACCUAAAUGUGAAUGGGAAGAUAGAGAUGCCUCAUGGGAACAAUCUCGCGGUACAUACGCCCAAUUCUCAUCUCCAUGGGUUUACUACUACACAGAAAGAAGAAAAUAUUCACAAUCAGGAGUCACUUGCUGGUUUCAUAUUCCUCUGUAAUAGGCAGACAAAGCCUCAGUGCUACCAGUACCGGGUUUUCGGGGUUCCCAUACCUAAAUUGCACGUCGUUCAGAAGAUCAAGCCAGGGAUGAAACUUUUCCUGUUUGAUUUUGAUGCUAAGCUUCUCUAUGGUGUUUAUGUGGCGACCUCUUGCGGAGUAUUGAAUUUGGAGCCUGCUGCUUUUGGUGGGAAUUUUCCUGCACAGGUGAGCUUCCGUAUAGACAGAGAUUGUCUGCCUGUACAUGAUAGUACCCUUAAGCACAUAAUCCAUAAGAACUACCAGAAGGGAAGAUUCACUCAAGAACUAAGUUAUGUGCAAGUUCAAGGUCUUUUAUCGGCAUUUCGGCCUUUUGGAAUGCGAUCAUUGGAAUCUGUGCCUCCUAUAAUGGCUCAUGAAUCAAUGCCAGUAGCAUUGUCUGGUACAGCUGGUGUGGAUCAGUCCCAGCCUUUGAAUUCUUAUGAUACCACGAUGCAUCAAAGUCAUGACCAAGCAGAAUCAGGCUCCCAAUAUGCAACACAAACCAAUGUACAACCCCAGCAUGGUUAUUAUGGAGCCACAAAGGAUGGGGUUCCUGAUCACUUAUCAACAAACCUGAACGAUCGGCCAGCUUUUCAACCAUCUUAUUGUACAAACUCACAUGACUCUAGGUUGCAAUUACAACAUACCCCAGCAGUAUCAGCUGCUAAAUAUGAUGCUAUACCAAUUGAUAGAGGCCACCAGUAUGGACAUUAUAGAAACAUAGAGAUCCAAGGGACUACACAUCUACCAGCGGGGCAGCAAGCUCAACUGGCUCCUCCUACUCUGUCUUAUUCAUCACAUCCUUAUGAAGCUAAUACUGUGCAGCAUGGUUAUGUCCUUCCUGCAGCGGUUAGUGGAACUCUUGAGCACGGAGGCCAACAAAGACCACUAGAACAUUCCUUACAACCUCAUAUUCAUCCAUCUUCAGUGGCCACGUAUGAUUACAAACAGGGGCAACAAGGUUACUCGCAUGUCAAUCCACCAUCAUACGCUGUUCCUGCACUAGUCCAACAGGCAGAGCCACUUAUGGAUCCUUAUCAUAGGGAUAGGGGUGUAGUGGAGACCCACCCCAAUUACCAAUACUACAACUGGAACAAUCAUGAGAACUAUAGGUUACAACAAUCACAAGUGAACCAUGAGGCUUAUUUGCAGCAGGGGAGCAGCUAUCAACAAUAUAGCCCAACCACAGUGUCGUAUACACAACCACAUCACCAGUGAGAAACUCAGACACUAGUAAGUGCCCGACAGUGCCCAGGCUCUAGGGAAAACUCUCAUUUCUUCUUGGUUAGGUCAGCAGUUUCAGUUUGUGUAACCUAACAUAUGUAAACCCUGGGGCAAUUUUAUCCUAUAAAAGUACCCUGAUACU
Linum trigynum is the source of this 2049-nucleotide messenger RNA. The record is from the annotation of a GenBank genome assembly. Lineage: Eukaryota; Viridiplantae; Streptophyta; Magnoliopsida; Malpighiales; Linaceae.